ACACUGCAGGCCGUGUCGGCCUCCGCCCGGCCCGCGCUGGGCCGUGGCCGCCCCCGCCUUGCUGGGCAAGGAGGUCAUGCAUACCUGCAGGAGUGGCUUUGGUGGGCGGGGCUGCUGUGCAUGGGAGUUGGAGAAGCAGCAAAUUUUGCUGCCUAUGCCUUUGCCCCUGCAACGCUGGUAACUCCACUGGGUGCUCUAAGUGUCCUUGUUAGUGCAGUUCUGUCUUCCACCUUCCUGAAUGAGCAGCUGAAUGUUCAUGGGAAGAUUGGCUGCAUCCUGAGUAUCCUGGGCUCCACGGUGAUGGUGAUCCAUGCUCCGCAGGAAGAAGAGGUUUCCAGCCUGGAGUCAAUGGCAGAGAAGCUGAAAGAUCCAGGAUUCAUUGUAUUUGCUGUGUGUGUCCUGGUGAGCUCCCUUCUGCUUAUCUUUGUGGCUGGACCCCGUUAUGGACAGAGCAACAUCCUGGUUUAUGUUUUGGUCUGCUCUGCCAUCGGCUCACUUUCUGUGUCCUGUGUCAAAGGCUUGGGGAUUGCCCUGAAAGAACUGUUUUCUGGGAAGCCAGUCCUGAAGGAACCACUGGGCUGGGUGCUCCUGGUGUGCCUUGUGAUCUGCAUCAGCGUCCAGAUCAACUAUCUGAACAAAGCCUUGGACAUCUUCAACACAGCUGUGGUCACGCCCAUUUACUACGUGCUGUUCACCACAGCAGUCAUGAUGUGCUCUGCCAUCCUCUUCAAGGAGUGGCAACACAUGGUGCUAGACAACAUCAUCGGCACCAUCAGCGGCUUCCUCACCAUCGUGUCCGGCAUCUUCCUCCUGCACGCCUUCAGGGACAUGCCCUUCACCCCCGACCUCCUGCCCCUCUUCCUGCAGCAAGGCAGGGCAGACCUGCACACCUCAUGGAGGAGCGCAGACAGACAUCAGUCAUGUCAGCACCAGCCUCUUCUGCCCUCAGAGGACAAAGGCUCUCAGAGCGCAGAGGAGGAAGAGGAGGAGGAAGGUGAAAGCAUGUGA
This is a messenger RNA of Nipponia nippon (crested ibis), 1008 nucleotides long. Lineage: Eukaryota; Metazoa; Chordata; Aves; Pelecaniformes; Threskiornithidae. The record is from RefSeq and is a predicted model, not a curated record.